AUGAAAAGCACCCGUCGUUUCCUCUCCAAAAUCCGCUCCCGCGCUUCGCAGUUUUUCCACCGCUCCAGCCUUCAAGAUGACCCCCUGGCCCCAAUCGAGCGCCUUCCGCCUGAACUGCGUCUUGAAAUCCUCAUUUCCCUCGAUUAUUCGUCUUUCCGUGCCCUGAUACACGCCUCUCCAACGUAUUUUCAGCAGUAUAUUUACGACAGCUCCCACAUACUCUGCCAAUGUCUCGCGCGCCAGCUUGGCCCCGCCAAUCUAGAUGCUUUUGCGGCCUACCGGUCGGGUAAGCCCGACUUCCUAGAAAAACGUGACCGAGAAGAGGUGCGCGGGUUUAUUGGGGAGUACAGCAAACUACGUUCUGACCCAAACGAUUUUGACAUCGCGAAAUGGGUUAAUGCCAGAGAGGCGAGGGAUAUGCUGCUGUUUCAUGAGAGAGUGGUCCGGCCGUUGGUUGAGAGGUAUGCCGACUGGGCGUUGGCGAACCUUGCCGCCGAAGUUAGAGUGGAGAACAGUGUGCAGGGCCCGCAACAGAAGAGGCGGCGACCUCUCAGCGCAGCAGAACAGAUGCGCAUAACGCGCGCGUUGUAUCGCGCGCAACUCUAUAGCAAUUUGUUUGGGCAUGGUGCAGCGUGGACGCGACUACAAUACGGGCCGCAGCUGCACGUUUUGUACAGCAGUGUGGAGGUGGUGAUGGAAUGUUUUGCGCAAUUUGAACCAUGGGAGGUGGAAGAGCUCGUGUGUGUGUUUGAGUUUGGCAAAGAGAAGUAUGCACACGUGUUCGAAGAGAUCAAAAAUGUUAUUGAACCAAACGAUGAGGACGGAGUACCCGCUAUCCCACUAGAAGACGGCUGGGAAAGACAAGACCUUCUCGGCGGAACUGUCUUCUCUGGUCUUCAACCCCUCCUCGCCAUCCUCUCCCAAGAAUCCCCUACCCCCGAAUCCCUCAUCCCCAUUGUAAAACCCAACCUCCGUCUCGGAGGUUACCUUUUCGAAUCAGCUCUCCUCCGCCAAUCCCAAACCAACCGCCGCACCUCCCGCCUUCCAUCCCCUCUCCUCUCGCAUGCUUCAGCCCGCGACCUCAAGCAAAAAAACCGGGAAGCACAUCCAUUCAAAGGAGACACUGUAGGAGGACUGUACCCUUCGCAGGCAGCGGCACAUCCGCCGUUCGCGUGGACAGUUAUGUGGAAGGGGACGUGGUGCAAUUUGUGGGGGAAGUAUAUCAAUGGUGACUUGAGGAAGUGGGGGUAUGUGAUGUGGGAUCGGACGAGGAUGGAAGAAGAAGGCGGGAUGGAUGUUUUGAGUAGACAGUGGGAUGAUGGGAGGGAUGUGAGGGAGGAAAUUGAAGGGUUGUAG
Messenger RNA from Thermochaetoides thermophila DSM 1495, 1356 nucleotides. RefSeq lists its product as uncharacterized. The record is from RefSeq and is a predicted model, not a curated record. Lineage: Eukaryota; Fungi; Ascomycota; Sordariomycetes; Sordariales; Chaetomiaceae. The transcript has 2 exons. The coding region runs from base 1 to 1356 and encodes 451 amino acids.